Messenger RNA from Drosophila pseudoobscura, 5034 nucleotides. RefSeq names its product extracellular serine/threonine protein CG31145. Gene Ontology annotation, molecular function: protein serine/threonine kinase activity. Lineage: Eukaryota; Metazoa; Arthropoda; Insecta; Diptera; Drosophilidae. Gene Ontology annotation, biological process: protein phosphorylation. Gene Ontology annotation, cellular component: Golgi apparatus. The transcript is spliced from 17 exons. The record is from RefSeq and is a predicted model, not a curated record. The coding region runs from base 646 to 3900 and encodes 1084 amino acids.
GGGGCUCCGCUGUUGGGGUCUCCCGUCAGUUGUUAUCGGAACGUUGCCGCUGUCUCGUUGGAGCUUUAGACGGACGCGGACGCGCACGACUGUGUCUUUUACUUUUUGCGGAAAUAAAUCAGAGAGAAAAUCCCCCCGCCCCCGCCAACACACAAAACAAAACCCAAUUAAACAAUUAUGAAAUCAAAAGUUUAUAACUGAAAUAAAACUGAAAUUAUACAAAAAUUUCCAUAAAAUCUUCCGUACAGCGACGACCGGAGAGUGGACAAUUCCCAGAGGAUAUUUGAACACCGUGGGGAGCAGACCUAAAGUUCAAUUUGCGUACAAUUGAAGCACUACUCAUACAUAUUUUGCGGAGCUGGAGACUGGAGGCCGGCGACUGGUGGCUCGAGAGCUGUUUGGCUGUGGUUUGAGCUGCGACUGAUCCAGCUUUAAGAAAUUUCGCCGAAGAAAAGAAAAGUGGAAGAGAAAAGCUCUCCAUCGGCAUUCAGCAAGCGGGCAAGCAACCAGCCAUCCGACCAUCUCAUCCACUUGAUGACCCUCCCUGCUCGACCAGGCCGGGAAGCAGCAGCAGCUCUAGCUCUCUAUUCGCCUGUCUAGUUGGCUCUCUCGUGUCCAUCCCAUCCAGCUCGGGCACUUCCUUCAAUGUCACUCGCCUCGAGGAUGAGUGUGAAGCCAAGUGGCAGCGAAAUCGAUGUCGGCCAGCGCCAGGCGAGCAUACGGAACCUCUUCGCCCCGUCGGCGGCACAGUUGGCCCGGCGGAAGGAGCAGCGCCAGCGGAGCCAGAGCAGCGUGUCCCUCCAGAGAGCCAGCCUGGAGAAGGACUCACUGCGCGGAGUAUCCACCGGGCAGCUGGCCACCAAAACCAAUGGGAAUGUCAGCAGCCUCGACGGCGGCUAUGGGAACAAUGAUUGCCAGAGCGGGGCUGGGAGGCGCAGCGGCUCGGUCGCCUUGGGCAUAAAUCAAUUGGCAAUGACUGCGAAUCAAUCAGCAGUGAAACAAUGCAAUGGCGUCAGCGUCCAUGGCCAGGACAAUGCCGGCCCUGACGAGCUGCCGGGAGCUGCUGGCAUCUCUAUUCCGGGGAGGGCCAACAAUGGCUGGCAUCAGAGCGCAUUUGAAUUGGCAAUGAAGCAGACGCCGGCAGCUCCUGCCCUUUGGUCCCCAUACCAGUCGCAGUCCCAGUACCAGUCCCAGUACCAGUCCCACGGAGGUGGACACAAAAACUGGAAGUCAACGAGCCAGCUGGAAAAUUUUAUUAACAACGAGCAGGAGCAGCAUCAGCAGGAGCAAAGGGAGUCGCAACAGGACAUUUCUGUUGACUUUGGUAAUGAAAUGACCUGGGGCAAAUCUGCUGAGAAAUCGCUGGCAUUGAAUCACCUGAGAACAGCGCGGCAGAACCCUGAGCAGCACGGAAGAUGCUCGACUGUUGCCCCAGCCUCCCUUUCUGCUUAUGCUCCCCAAGACGAUGAUGAUGAUGAUAAGCUGCUGCGACAGCAACAGGGGCAGCCACCGAGAGACCAGUGGGAGCAGCGCGAAAGUUUGCACAGCCAAAGCCUUCGUACAGCGACAGCGCAGUCCACACCGCUAGCAGAGCGAUUGCAGCGAUUCCGAUAUCGACAGCAAUUGCAACUGCAACAACAGCAGGCAGAGGCAGAGGAGCAACCAGAGGUGCAAGAGUCGGAAUAUUGGAACAACUACACUGACAUCGAAACAGUCUACGAUAGCCCCCGCCCCCGUCCCAUCGCCCAUGGCAGCCCACUCUUUGGCCAGUUAUCAGCUGAACAAAUAAGCGUAACCAAUUUGCAUAAGCAUAACAAGGGCGAAGCCAAUAGCUGGGGAACCGCUGCUGAGACUUCCGCUUCAGUUGAUGCCCUCGGCCGCCGAUACUCGCACGACGACACCCUAGAGCCGUCCGAGCCACGAGAGCGAUUGCGAUUGCGAUUGAGAGCUCUUGACCAGAAGUUACAGCCCCACGAGCUAGAGCCAGAUUCAGAGCAGGAGGAGGUACCGCCCCGACGACGUGUGAUUAUCAGGCGGCGCCUGGUGCGCACACCUCGCCCCGCAGACGCCUCUGGCAGAGAGGCACCACCCGCGGCAGUACCGGCCGCAGCUCCAGGAUUAGGUUCUGGCAAAAGCCUGGGCUGGUUGUCGAGGCUACGUAAUAGUUUCGGGGCCAGCGAUUGGAGCAGUCAAAGGGCUGCCACAGCAACAGUCAGCAAAGAAACCAUCGGUGGCAGCAACAGCUGCCCCACAAAUCCCAUCAUGGCCGUCCUGCGUACUAUGAAGCUGAAGGAGCGGCUUUUCAUCAGCCUGGGGGCCACACUGGUCCUGCUCACCCUCCUCCUCAUCGUCGAUGUGCAGAUGGACUUUGGUGUGGCCAAUCGCCACUUGCUGCAGCAGCAGCACCAGAGCCAGCACCAGAAGAUCCGCUUCGGCAAUGGCAAUGAUUACGAUGCCACCGCAGCGGGAGCCGGCGGAAUGCUGCACGAGUUCAAGCGCAAAUUCCUGCAGAAAAGCAACUCAUCUGGCUCCAAGGAGGCAUCCACUCAGGCUGCGGCUGCCAGUCAGAGCGGAGGCGUAACCAGCGGCCAAGAUGCGGCUGCAGCGGCAGCGGCGGCGGCAGGAGGGUCUGGAGGCGCUGCCGGACCCGGCACUGGAACCAUGCACUCCACCCGCAAGCCGACGCCGCACGAUCGGUAUGUGGAUCUGCAGAAGCUGCUGCUCACCGACGAGUACUACCAUGUCAUAGUGGACAAUGCGCCGGAUGUGUCCGUGGAUAAUCCCACGCUGUCCGAGAUGCUGCAUCGCACAGCCAGUGCCAAUGCCAGCAAUUUGGAGCGCUUCCAAUUGCGCAUCACGAAGAAGGAGCUGUACAGCGAACAGGACACUCUGGUGGAUGCGGUGCUACGUGACAUGAUCAAGCUGCCAAUACAGCAUGUUGUGCAAAAGGAGGGCGGCACCCAGCUGAAAUUGAUCAUUGAAUACCCGAACGAUAUCAAGGCCUUAAUGAAGCCGAUGCGGUUUCCCAGGGACCAGCAAACGCUGCCCAAUCAUUUCUACUUCACGGACUACGAGCGACACACUGCCGAGAUUGCUGCCUUCCACUUGGACAGGAUACUGGGAUUCCGGCGUGCCAUGCCUGUGGCGGGCCGUACACUGAACAUUACGACCGAAAUUUAUCAACUGGCCGAGGAGAAUUUAUUGAAGACCUUCUUUGUUUCGCCGUCGCUGAAUUUAUGCUUCCAUGGCAAGUGCUCCUACUAUUGUGACACCUCGCAUGCCAUCUGCGGCAACCCGGACCUGCUCGAGGGCUCCUUUGCCGCCUUUCUGCCCAACUUUGAGUCGGGAAAUCGCAAGGGUCGGAAGCUCUGGCGGCAUCCCUGGCGACGCUCCUAUCACAAGAGGAAGAAGGCUCAGUGGGAGACAGAUGCCAAUUAUUGUGCCUUGGUCCGUGAUAUUCCACCCUACGACGAGGGCAGGCGACUGUACGACCUCAUGGACAUGGCCGUCUUUGAUUUCCUCACUGGCAACAUGGAUCGUCAUCAUUAUGAGACCUUCAAAAUCUAUGGCAAUGAGACGUUUCCCUUGCACUUGGACCAUGGACGUGGCUUUGGUCGUCCCUUUCAGGACGAGCUCUCCAUCCUGGCGCCCGUCCUGCAGUGCUGUGUGAUCCGCAAGUCAACGCUGAUCAGGCUGCUUGAGUUCCACAAUGGUCCCAAGACGCUGUCGCAGCUGAUGAACGAAUCGCUGAGCAACGACCCGGUGAGUCCGGUGCUCUGGCAGCCCCAUCUGGAUGCCCUCGAUCGGCGCACGGGCAUCAUCUUGCAGAGCAUACGGGAUUGCAUAAAGCGGAAUCCCCCUGGUGAGGUGGACGCCUCCGAGAAUGACCUGUCCUCAUAGCGCUAAGAAUGGAAAUGGCGCGUGGCAGAACCAACAAAAGCAUCCUAGAGCAUUAGCUUAAACCCCUAGCUAUUAGUUGCGUGUCCUGUGUGUUGUCCAAUGAUGAAACGGAAACGAAAACCGAGACGGAGACGGAAUUUAACGUUAAAAUUAAUGGCAAUCGAUCUUUGUAAAAGAUCAGAUCAGCGUCCUAAGUGAAAUAUCUCCUUGAAGUGAAAUAUCUCUGUCUGCACAUACCAAAAAGCCAGAAGCCAGAUGCCAGAAAUCGGAACCCAGCAAGAGCCAAGGCCAGAAAUUAAUUCACUCUAAUGUUAGUUGAUAUGAUUUUCCACCCCCAUUUUUGUUUUGGCCAUGCCUGUUCGCCUGGUAUGGGAGUUUACAGUGAUUUGGCAAUGAAAAUUGAGUACCGCCCCCCUUAUAUCCAUACCAAUUUACACCACAGUGGUUGCCAAAAGUACACAAAAACUCGUAACUUGAGGGCAAGAGUAAAACUAACGCUGAACAAAACUAAACCCUACACUUUGCCGGCGUUUGCAGGAAUGCAACUUCUUCAAAAGACUAUAAACAUAAAAAAGAAAACUGAAACUGAAACAGAAACAGAAACUAAAACGGAAACGGAAAAUUGAAACUAUUUUCUAAAUAUUUAUUUAUAAUUUUUUCAUACAUUUUACAUACAACUUUGAUGUGCAUACACUUAGCGCGUAUGCAAAUUGCCAGCCCCUACCCCAACACCUACUCCUAUACCUACCCCACAAUUCGUAAGAAAAGUUGUUGCAAAUUUAGUUGGUAAGUUAACAUAACUUUAUGAUCGAUAUCAGGCGUAGCUUUAUCCGGAUCCGGUGGGUGGGCAACCGCCCUCCUGGGUCCCUCCUCUUAGUUAGUCCAAUUAGUUCCAGCGAAAAUCAUGUACUUCACCAUGUGGGAAACAAAACAAAACAAAAACACACUACUGUUAAAAAAACUAAUUAUGAUUACCGAGUAUAUGUAUAACUAAGUUACAUUUGUUAUUUUUAUUAUUGUAACAUCUUUGAAUUGUACCUUAUGAUGUGGUUGCAGAGAGAGAGAGAGAGAUCGAGAGAUCUAUCUCUGUAUAACUUGUUUGUUGGUCCAGAGACACAGUGUGAACAGAGUGAG